UUGUUCUAGGGGCUGGUCGUAGAGGUCCGGUGCGUCACGUUUAUUUGGGCCUUCUGCAUCCCACUGGCAGGGAAGCGCCCGAUUUUUCCCCCUCCCUGCCUUAAAACGUCCUGUAUAUAUUUAUUCCAAGCGUGGAUCUUCGGAAAAACAAGGUAUCGAAGGAAAAACGCGACGCAAAGUAUGCAUUUGGAGACUACUCUUUGCCGUUUACUGGAGGAAAUUUCAGACACCUCCCCUUGGAUUGGUAUUUAAUGUCCCAAAGUGCUGAUCCCUGAAAGCUGAAUUUAUACAUGUACAGUGGAAGAAUGACAGAAGCAUGGCAACAGCAACAUGCAGUGGCCCCUCCUCCUGUUGGGCACCCCCUUUUACAAGGGGCAGAGAAUGCUUUGGGCAGUGCUGCAUAUGGUAUUGUCCUACAGACAGACCCUGCUUUACAGCAGCCUCAGCUCAGCCAGCAUGCACAGCAGCACCCGUUGCCAGCUCAGCAGCCUCAGCUGCAGGUGGGAGGUGAAGGUGGCCACAAAUGCGGUGCGUGUGGCCAUGAUAUUUCGCACCUGGCCAAUCCACAUGAGCACCAGUGCAUGGUCAAUCAGGACCGUUCCUUCCAGUGCACCCAGUGCAUGAAGAUCUUCAACCAAGCAACGGAUCUUCUAGAGCAUCAGUGUGUCCAGGUUGAGCAGAAGCCAUUUGUGUGUGGUGUAUGCAAAAUGGGAUUCUCCCUUCUUACGUCUUUGGCACAACAUCAUAAUGAGCACACCACUGGAAACAAUCCAAUGAAGUGCUCUAUUUGUGAAAAAACAUACCGCCCAGACUCCUCUUCUAACCCUCAGCAGCCCUCUACUGCUGAGACGUCCAGUGAUGGGGCAGCCAUGGGUUCUUCUUCCACUACAGCUUUCCAGGACUCUGACCGUCCAUAUAAGUGCUCGGUGUGCAAUAAGGCAUUUCGCCACCUUUCUGAACUCUCACGUCAUGAAAGAGUGCACACGGGUGAGAAACCCUACAAGUGCGACACUUGUGAGAAGAGUUUUAGUCAAGCUUCUCAUCUGGCGCACCACCAGCGCACUCACAGUGCUGAUCGCCCGUAUAAAUGUGCCGUUUGCGAGAAGACCUUCAAGCACAGGCAGCACCUGGUACGGCACAUGUACGCUCACUCUGGCGAGCACCUUUUCAAGUGUAACCUGUGCGAGCUUCAUUUCAAGGAGUCGUCCGAACUGCUGCACCACCAGUGCCAGCCAGCUGGAGAGCGUCCCUUCCGCUGCACAGCAUGCGGGAAAAGCUUCAAGCGGCCCUCGGACCUAAGGCAGCACGAGCGCACCCACUCCGAAGAACGGCCUUUCCAGUGUGAGGAGUGUCAGAUGAGCUUUAAGCAGCAGUACGCACUUGUUCGCCACCGCCGUACGCACAAAAACCCAGCAGAUCGCCCUUUCAAGUGCAAUCAGUGUGACAAAGGUUUCCUGCAGCCUUCCCACCUGCUGUACCACCAGCAUGUCCACGGCAUCGAGAGUCUGUUCAAAUGUGCCGCUUGUCAAAAGGGCUUCAGACAAUCCGGGGAACUUCUAAGGCACAAAUGUACAGAAUCGAACUCCGGAUCGAAUGCUGUGGAGAAGCCGUACAAGUGCGACGUGUGUGGGAAGGGCUACAAAAAGUCGUCAACGUUACAAAGGCACCAGAACUCCCAUUGCACCGAAAAGCCGCUGAAGUGCUCGCUCUGCGGCCGCCGCUUCCAGUCCUCGUCUGAUUUUGUGCAGCACCGAUGCGACCCUGCUCGGGAGAAGCCGAUGAAAUGCGCGGACUGCGAGAGGCGAUUUAAAUACUCAUCCGAGUUGCAGAGACAUCGAAGAGUCCAUACAGGAGAGAAACCCUUCAAAUGUCCCACCUGUGACAAGGGAUUCAAACAGCGUGAACACUUAGCUAAACAUGGAAUUGUCCACUCCCGUGAAGCCCAGUUCAAGUGUGUCUGGUGUGGAGAGUGUUUUGGAGAGCUUGGGGCCCUUCAAGAACAUACGGUUCAACACACUGCAGAAGGAGGGGGCUAUCCUGCGUCCUCGUGCAUAGAGUAGUCACAGUCUUACCAAGCGAAAAUAUACUCUGCUUGCUUUAGCAACAUUGCAAUUUACUUGCAUAUAUUAAGUGAAAUUGUGCAUUUUAUACAUCCCACAAGCAUUGCAGUACUUGUUGGACUGGUAAGGAACUACAUAAAGUGUCUGCUUGUAAAAGUCUCAGUGUAUCUCUGGGUAGAUAUUGGCAACAUUGGGUUUACUCCACAGACAGAAACUUGCCUCAGUUCUGUACCAGACACACAGACGAACAUAACCACACGUAAAUGGUUGCUACUCAAAAAUAAGCUUGUAAAAAGGAAAAAUUUUGUUCCAUGUGCAACUCUGUAUGCUUAAGAUUGGUGUUUCCAACAAAGGAAAAGCUGAUCAGUUUUUAAAAGAACUAAAUAUUUAGUUUGA
This is a messenger RNA of Carassius carassius (crucian carp), 2456 nucleotides long. Its product is annotated as zinc finger protein 319-like. The transcript has 3 exons. The record is from RefSeq and is a predicted model, not a curated record. Bases 291 to 2060 code for a protein of 589 amino acids. Lineage: Eukaryota; Metazoa; Chordata; Actinopteri; Cypriniformes; Cyprinidae.